Molecule: messenger RNA, 1578 nt
Organism: Rhododendron vialii
Lineage: Eukaryota; Viridiplantae; Streptophyta; Magnoliopsida; Ericales; Ericaceae
Product: two-component response regulator-like APRR9
Exons: 4
Coding region: 307-1245 (312 amino acids)
Biological process (GO): regulation of flower development
Cellular component (GO): nucleus
Molecular function (GO): protein binding
Source: RefSeq, a predicted model, not a curated record
UGCACUAGUUUCUGAGAUUGUGUUGUCUGGGGCCUGGGCUUUGACGAGAGGCCGUUUUCAAAUUGGUUUCUCUCACUCCACUCUUGUAGAGAGAGAGAGAGAGAGAGAGAGAGAGAGAGAGAGAAAUUGCUUUCUUGUCAUCUUGCUCUGUUUUGAUUAAACGAACCAGAAGCCAAAUUGUCCUCACUCCAGUUCUUUUGUCUGCUUCAAAAACCAAUUUCAAUACAUACACAUACACUCCUAUUCAGUGAUUCUCAAAAAAUUUCCCUCAAAGUAGCCCAGAGCUUCAAAAUACUGGUUUUUCCAAUGUCUUCUGAUCUCUUCCUGCUUGAUGAAUCGUACUUCUCCGAUCAAUUCCUAGACUCACCCAUUGAACUCCUCCAAGCAAUUUCAGACCACCACCAAAUCUCCCAAAACCCAGUUCAAGAAACCAACUAUUCUUCUUCCGACCAGAUGACCCACCCCAUCUUCUCAACCUCACCCCCCAGCAACCAACUUGAAAAUCUCUCGCUCUACCAGACAACCCAGUUCCAAGAUUUCUCUUCUCUUGAGGUGAAAACAGAGGAAUGCCAUCAGUUCCCGCUGAGUUCCCCGUACGGGUUCGAGCCGUUCGGGCACGGAAAUGCCGCUGAGAGCGUGGCGAAGAUGAUGCAGAGGAGCUUCAGCAGCCACUCUUUCGACGGAAAUAAGCCCAGCUUCUCGUUUCAGCCUCGGUUUGAUUGCGUUGUCGAGUCUCCGCAUUUUCAGCCCCAGGUCAUGAGCUCGCCUGAAAGCAGCUUCUCCGUCGGGCAAAUGAGGAGGGUUCACAGCACUGGAGAUUUACAAAAGAUCAAAACAACACAGGCAAACCACAGGCUGUCGUCAAGCCCAUUGGCAACAGAGAGCUCAUUCAUUGAGGAGGCAAAUCUCAAGGUGGGGCGUUACAGUGCAGAGGAAAGGAAAGAGAGAAUUCACAGGUACAGAGCAAAGCGUACCCAGAGAAAUUUCAACAAGACGAUUAAGUACGCAUGCCGGAAAACACUAGCCGACAAUCGGCCGAGGAUUCGUGGCAGGUUCGCGCGCAACGAUGAAACUGGAGAGAUUCCCAAAGCUGCGAAUUUUAAUCGAUACGAAGACGAAGAUGAUCUCUGGAUCGAUGGGUGCAACGAAGAAGAUGAGGAGAGAAGUCUAAUGGCAGUGGGUGGAGGAGGUGGUCCAUUCUUCAACAUGUUGGGUCCGACCCAGAUUCAGUACUACGGCUAUUGAUCAUGACUGCAACCAUCUACUCUGGAGUACUAGAUUUCACAAGGGUGUUCACCAGAACGUGGACCACAUAGCCAUGAUCAAAUGCCCUAAUUUUCUCUCCAAGAAAUUCAGAAGGCUUGAGCUUGAUUGAUGAAUAAUAAGUUACUCUAGUAGUAGUUUUCUUUUAUAACUCAGGUGUCCGGAUCCGGAGCCGGCUUAAGUUAGUUGGUUUUUUGGUAGAAUAGUAGUAGUCGUUUUUUUUGUUUUUUUUAUUUUUAUGAUUUAUGAUAUGAUGCAUCAACUGUAGCUAUGGCACCAUAUGCAUUUUUAAUGCAGUUAUUCUCUUUAUAAUAA